Molecule: messenger RNA, 1638 nt
Organism: Hypoxylon trugodes
Lineage: Eukaryota; Fungi; Ascomycota; Sordariomycetes; Xylariales; Hypoxylaceae
Exons: 2
Coding region: 1-1638 (545 amino acids)
Biological process (GO): positive regulation of transcription by RNA polymerase II
Molecular function (GO): DNA-binding transcription factor activity, RNA polymerase II-specific
Source: RefSeq, a predicted model, not a curated record
AUGGCUACUUGGGAAAGUCAACAAAUUACCGACUCGACUCCUCAAGUCAAGUUCGAGGCAUCCCCCACCGAGUCUCUUAUGUCAGCACCCGGCGACUCAUACACCUCUCUCUUCGACACAUCCACAUUGAACCCCCUAGAAAGUGUCAUGACUCCUCAAUCGUGUGACAGCGAAGAUAGACUCGAUGCCCAAACUACCCAGAGCACGCCUUCCCCGGCACCUGAGAACUCAGAAAAGAAGCCGGUGAAGAAGCGGAAAUCAUGGGGCCAAGUUCUUCCGGAACCCAAGACCAACCUACCUCCAAGAAAACGAGCCAAGACCGAGGAUGAGAAAGAGCAACGACGAGUCGAGCGAGUUCUCCGAAACCGUCGUGCCGCACAAUCUUCCCGGGAAAGGAAACGUCAAGAGGUGGAAGCUUUGGAACUACGAAAUAGGCAAUUGGAAGAACAACUACAAAACCAACAGAAGACAAAUGAAUUGUUGAUGGAUGAAUUGAACAAGCUUCGAGGAGCUUCCGGUACCAGUCGCGGCUCGUCUCCACUUGACGGCCUUCAACCCUCUCCUCCCCUGACUCUAUCACAACCGCUCUUCCGCGUAUCGCAAGAUAGUGCGGCGCAAGAUAAGCCUGGCAUGAUGAAUGACUUUAUCCUUAUGUCCGAACAGGACGGCACCGUCGAUCCUGCUUCCCUAUCCCCCGAGAUGACCCCUGUCCCCGAUGACAUUUUCCCUAAGUCAUCUGCUGAAGAGGUUGCGACAGCUUCCACUUCCGCGGCUAUUUCCUCCGACGAGACACAACAUCCAGCAGCGGUGUUGUGCGGCCUGCAGUGUCCGUCGGUGGAGGUUCCGCAGUCGUGGGUAGCCUCGCAACAACCGUCGCCUCCGGCGCUGUCACUCUUCCUACAGCUUCAAACGCUUCUGACAGCCUCUUCGGUGAUGCUUUCAGCCUUACGACACCCUUUGACGUUGAUUCGUGGAGCUCUGAAGGCCAAUUUAGCCCUUCAUCCGACCCCCUCAAUUUUGAGUACAAUAAUCUGGCUAGUAACUCGACCCCCCAAUUCCCCGACUUCGACUUCGAACAAUUCCUCAGUACCGACGACGUCAGCGGCGCUGCUCCAGGCGCGACCGCGGGAAGCGACUCUAUCUCCCAAGACCACCCGGAACCAAAUUUUGGCCUCUUCGACUCUGAGAAUCAAAUCCCUUCGGAAACUCUUAACCAGCAGCCCCAUCUUGGCGCGUCCACUCAAGGAUGCGACGAUGGAGUUAUUGCGGUUGGUGUCUGAGAAGGGACGCGAUGUCCGAGUCGAAGAGCUGGAUUUUGGUUUCCUGGGUAUCAAGGGCGACCAGAGCCGUGGACCGCGAAUGUGGCCAGACGGCACCAGCUUACCGUCGCGAGAGGUAUUGCUCACAUUACUGUGGGCAAUCACUGUCGAAGAACGGAAAUUAUUACUAGUAGGACCGAGUGAGGCGACUACAGCCUCCUCGGCAGGAUCCCGACUCGGAUCAUCAUCAAACGUCCCAGAACAACAGACAGAAAGCCAACCAAUAUCAUCUCAGAACUUUGUAUUAUCGGUGACAUCAAAAGGGGAAAGAGACAUGACGGAACUGGGCGGUGGAAAGCAAAUAAGGCUUUCUCCCUAA